Molecule: messenger RNA, 1305 nt
Organism: Henningerozyma blattae CBS 6284
Lineage: Eukaryota; Fungi; Ascomycota; Saccharomycetes; Saccharomycetales; Saccharomycetaceae
Exons: 1
Coding region: 1-1305 (434 amino acids)
Biological process (GO): protein import into peroxisome matrix
Cellular component (GO): cytosol
Source: RefSeq, a predicted model, not a curated record
AUGGUAGUUAAUACUGAAUACUAUGAUCUAUUGGGAGUUGAACCAAAUUCAACGGAUAUUGAAAUCAAGAAAGCUUAUAGAAAGAAAUCUAUUAAACUGCAUCCUGAUAAAAAUCCAAAUAAUCCUGAUGCCACUAAGAAGUUUCAAGCUAUUUCAGAAGCAUACCAAGUUUUAAGUGACAAAAAUUUAAGAUCUAAUUAUGAUAAAUUCGGUAAGGAUAAAGCAAUUCCAAAGGGGGGAUUUGAAGAUGCUAAUGAACAAUUUACAGCUAUGUUUGGUGGUGAAGCAUUUAAAGAUUAUAUUGGGGAACUUACAUUAUUAACUGAUUUACAAAAACAAGAAGAAUUUGAAUCAAGUGCCAAUGAUGAGAAGAAUACAGAUAAUAAAGAAACAACCAAAGAGCAAUCUGCUAAAGUUUCCGAAGAGCAAACGGGUACUUCAGAGCCAAAUAAGCAACAUAAUAUGGAACCAUCUAAUGAAAAAAAAUUUAUUAAUAAUACUACUUCUGAAACAUCUAACAAUACUACGGAUCCACAAAUAGAUGUUCAAAAGGAGAAAAAAAAGACUAAAGUUGAAGAAUUUGAAGAUGAGCAAAAAUUGAAAAAGAAAAAAAUAAUUGAAGAAUUAUCUAUAAAGCUGAUUGAAAAGUUAUCUAUAUUAACGGAUCCAUUAGAAUCAUCAGAUACUAAGAUUGAUUUGAAAUCACAAUUCAUUGAAAAAUUUGGAAACGAAGCGAAUUUAUUGAAAAUGGAGUCUUUUGGCCUAAAAAUACUGCAUACCGUUGGUUAUAUAUAUUGUCAACGUGCAAGGCUUUUCUUAGGCUCUCAAACCUAUCAUGGAUAUGGUGGUAUUAUGUACUCAAUUAAAUCCAAACUUGAUGUUGUCAUGGACACCCUAUAUACAGUGUCUGCAGCAUUAGAUGCUCAGAGUACCAUGAAAGAAUUAGAAGCUUAUAAGCAAUCAAAUGAAAGUAAUGAACCUGCUUUUGAUGAGCAUGGGAACGCAUUACCUAAACCCACCGUUGAUGAAAUGGCAAAAUUUGAACAUACAUUGAUGGGUAAAGUAAUAACAGCCGCCUGGUGUGGGUCUAAAUUUGAAAUUGUUUCAACAUUAAAGAGUGUAUGCGAUAAAAUUCUUUACAACAAAGAGGUUCCACUUGAGAAAAGAAUUGAAAGAGCUAAAGCCUUAGAAUUAUUGGGUGAUAUUUUUCAAAAAAGUUUUAGAACAAAGUCAGAGCAAGAGGAAGCUCAAAUCUUUGAAGAGUUGGUGGCUGAAGUUUCAGCUAAGAAGCCAAAAACAGCAUGA